AUGUCAGCCAGGGACAACCACUCGGAAGUGACCGAGUUCAUCCUGGUGGGCUUCCCGGGCUCGAGGGGCCUCCACAUGUGCCUGCUGGUGCUGUUCCUGCUGGUCUAUACGCUGACCAUCACAGAGAACGUGGUUAUCGUCGCUGUGAUCCGCGCCAGCCCCCCGCUGCACAAGCCCAUGUACGUCUUCCUCAGCAACCUGUCCUUCCUGGAGGUGUGGUACAUCUCAGUCACCGUGCCCAAGAUGCUGCUCAGCCUGGCGGGGCCCGAGUUCCGCCACAUCUCCUUCUCAGGCUGCAUGGCGCAGCUGUACUUCUUCCUGGCGCUGGCCUGCACCGAGUGCGCGCUCCUGGGCGUCAUGGCCUUCGACCGCUACGUGGCCAUCUGCAGCCCCCUGCACUACCCAAUCGUCAUGAGUCCUGGCCUCUGCAGCCUCCUGGCGGCCAGCUCCUGGUUCUCAGGCUUCACCAUCUCCCUGGGGAAGGUCUUCUUCAUCUCACGCCUGGGCUACUGCGGCCCCAACAUCAUGAACCACUUCUUCUGUGACGUGUCCCCCCUGCUGAACCUGGCGUGCUCUGACAUGUCUGUGGCCGAGCUUGUGGACUUUCUCCUGGCGCUGCUCAUCCUGCUGGGGCCGCUGCUGCUCACCGUCUUCUCUUACAGCGCCAUCCUUGGCACCGUGCUGCGCAUCCAGUCCAUCACCGGCCGGCACAAGGCCUUCUCCACCUGCGCCUCCCACCUGGCCGUGGUGGUCAUCUUCUACUCCGCCUCCCUCUUCAUCUACGCCCGGCCGCGUGCCAUCUACUCCUUUGACCUCAACAAGCUGGUGUCCGUGGUCUACACGGUGCUCACGCCCCUGCUCAACCCCAUCAUCUACUGCCUGCGGAACCGGGAGGUCAAGGAGGCGCUGCGCAGGGCAGGGCAGCGGGCGGCCCAGGCCCUGAGCGCCUCCUCCUAG
Molecule: messenger RNA, 957 nt
Organism: Equus quagga
Lineage: Eukaryota; Metazoa; Chordata; Mammalia; Perissodactyla; Equidae
Product: olfactory receptor 226-like
Exons: 1
Coding region: 1-957 (318 amino acids)
Biological process (GO): G protein-coupled receptor signaling pathway
Cellular component (GO): membrane
Molecular function (GO): olfactory receptor activity; G protein-coupled receptor activity
Source: RefSeq, a predicted model, not a curated record